AUGCCUCGUUUUCCUUCUUCACUUGCUCAGAAAGAUGAUAUAAACAGUCAUAUGCUGCAACAUCCAACGGGGAAAUCACUCCAACGCCAAUAUAAAAGUGCCAAUAGUUCAACAAAAAAGUUUGAUGAAAAAAAUCAAUCAAAACAAAAUAUGACUGUAAAUACUGACAAAAAACAGAUUGUUACUAAAACCAAAAAGAGAAAAACAAAUUUGUCCUCUGAAAAGUCGUUUUCAUGUAAUGUGUGUACAAUGAAAUUUACUGCCAAAAGUAGCUUGACAAAACAUUCACUUACGCAUGUCGAAGAAAAACCUUUUGAGUGCGAUAUUUGUCAUAAAUGUUUCAGCCAAAAUUCCCAAUGUCUUGCACAUAGACAAACACAUUCAAAAGAGAAACCCUUCAGAUGUGGUGUUUGCCUUAAGGGCUUUAAGGGAGAAUCUACCUUAAAAAGACAUAUGAAAUUGCACCCUGGCUCCAGUAUUUUAACAGAAAGCGACCGAUCUAACCAAAAAGAACACCUCCAUGAUGAAGAUAAGACUUUACAACCGAUAAUGUCUGAUAAUCAUCUUAAAGAAAAACCUAACCAACGUACGUCUGUGCAUAGUAAAGAAAAAGACAAACCUUUUCUAUGCAGAAUUUGCUAUAAACAGUUCUCAGUAAUAACCAGUCGAAAACGUCAUAUAUUUAGGCAUGCAGAUUUAGCUAGAUUUAAGAACCGCAUACAAAAAAGGACUGGAGAACAACCAUUAAGGUGUCAUAUAUGUUUUAUAAAAUUCACUUUUAAAGAUAGCCUAAUAAAUCAUUUACUUAGGCACGCCGGAAAAAAACCUUUUGAGUGUGAUGUUUGUAGUAAACUGUUUUUUCAAAAUAAUCAUUGUGUUGUACAUAGGCGUACACAUAUAAACGGAAAACCUGUAGAAAAGAAAUUACUUGAUAGUUAUCCCAAUAUGCCCUCAGAAAUUGACCAGUCGAAGGAAAAUAUGCCUUUAAAUGCCGAAGAAAAAUCUUUGAAAAAUGUUAAAUUAAAUCACGUUUCUAAUAUUUCAAAAGUAAAAUCUUUCCAAUGCAAAUUUUGUUUCAAACAGUUCUCACUACAACAAAAUUUAACACGCCAUGUACUGAGACACUUGGGAAUAAAACGCUUUAAAUGCAAUAUAUGUUUAAAGAGAUUUCCUGCAAAAGUCACACUAAGAGAACAUGAGCGCAUACAUUCGGGAGAAAAACCCCAUAAAUGUGAGUUGUGUCCAAAGGAAUUUAAAUCAAAGUAUGUCCUCAACAAACAUAUGAGAUUCCACACAGGCGAAAAACUUAUAAAGUGUGAUUAUUGUCCCGAACAGUUUACAGAGAAGACUAAAUUUCAGAUACAUGUAGUAAGCCACACUGGAAAAAGACUAUUUCAGUGUGUUGUUUGUUUUAAGAAGUUUACAACCAAAGCAGAUCUGAGUAAACAUAUGCGUUCCCACACUGGAGAAAAACUUAGUGAGUGUUAUGUCUGUCAUAAAAAGUUUACUGAAAGAUGCAAAUUAAAGACGCACAUGAUGAGAAUGCACCCUAGAGAGAAGCCUUUUGAAUGUGAUAUUUGUCAUAAACAAUUUAUUACAAAUAAACAAUGUGUUGAGCAUAGACGUAGACAUGGAGUAGAAGAACCAUAG
Molecule: messenger RNA, 1650 nt
Organism: Diabrotica virgifera virgifera (western corn rootworm)
Lineage: Eukaryota; Metazoa; Arthropoda; Insecta; Coleoptera; Chrysomelidae
Product: zinc finger protein OZF-like
Exons: 2
Coding region: 1-1650 (549 amino acids)
Biological process (GO): regulation of transcription by RNA polymerase II
Molecular function (GO): RNA polymerase II cis-regulatory region sequence-specific DNA binding; DNA-binding transcription factor activity
Source: RefSeq, a predicted model, not a curated record